This is a messenger RNA of Engraulis encrasicolus (European anchovy), 4593 nucleotides long. It is a transcript of the gene prdm5, whose product is annotated as PR domain containing 5. Gene Ontology annotation, biological process: negative regulation of DNA-templated transcription. Gene Ontology annotation, cellular component: nucleus. The transcript has 16 exons. NCBI's taxonomy places the organism in Eukaryota, Metazoa, Chordata, Actinopteri, Clupeiformes, Engraulidae. The record is from RefSeq and is a predicted model, not a curated record. The coding region runs from base 143 to 2089 and encodes 648 amino acids. Gene Ontology annotation, molecular function: DNA-binding transcription factor activity; protein binding; RNA polymerase II transcription regulatory region sequence-specific DNA binding.
AGACAGAAACAUGGAAGUCUAACCUGGACACCAAGACAGGCAGUGAAAGUCUAGACUAGAACUACACGAAACCAUCCUCGAAAGUCUCGUUUUAGCUUACACGGUUCGUCAUCCAAUAGAUUAAAAAGUCCGAUAACAAGCAAUGACAAUGUUGGGUAUGUACGUGCCAGACAGAUUUGCGCUCAAGUCAUCCAAAGUCCAAGACGGAAUCGGACUAUACACCGCGAGACGAGUGAAGAAGGGAGAGAAGUUUGGCCCUUUUGCCGGGGAGAAGAAAAUGCCGAGCGACAUGGAUGAGAGCAUGGACCCGCGCUUGAUGUGGGAGGUCCGGGGCACCAAAGGGGACGUGCUCUACAUUCUGGACGCCAGUAACCCGCGGCACGCUAACUGGCUGCGCUUCGUCCACCAGGCCCCCUCGCAGGAGCAGAAGAACCUGGCGGCCAUUCAGGAUGGUGAGAAUAUCUUCUACCUGGCCGUGGACGAUAUCGAGACGGACACGGAGCUGCUGAUUGGCUACCUGGACAGUGACAUGGAGGAGGAAGAGGAGGAAGAGGAGGAGGAAGACAUCAAGGACGAAGAUGAGAGCAGCAUUGAAGCCAAGCAUAUGAAUGAAGAGGUUCUGAUUAAGAAGGAGGACCACCCGUGCCUGCUGUGUGAGAACAGCUUCCCGAGCGAGGAGGUGCUGGCGGCCCACCUCCAGAGCCUGCACCAGAGGCCCAGCACCGAGGAGAAGGAGUUCAAGUGCCGCAGCUGUGGCAAGAAGUUCCCCGUCAAACAGGCCCUGCAGCGCCAUGUCUUGCACUGCGCGGAGAGCCAGGCCACGACUGGGGACUCCGCCACCAAAGCCGCCCACCAGUGCUCUCUCUGUCACUGCACCUUCCGCUCUGAGUCCAGUUUUGAGCAGCACAAAGAGGCCUGCAAAGGGGAUCCCAGGUUCAUCUGCAAGGCAGAGAGCUGUGGGAAGAGAUUCAAGAGCAAAGAUGCACUGAAGAAACACAAGGGAAAUGUGCACACAGGUCUGUUGAGGACACAGUCACACAGACACAGACACACAGACACAGGCAGCGCUCGGAGGAAGCUAGUGUGUACCAUCUGCAACAAGAAGUGCUCCUCCUCGCUUAACCUUCAGGAACACCGCAAGGUGCAUGAGAUAUUCGACUGCCCGGCCUGCGACAAGAAAUUCAUCUCCACCAACCAGCUGAAGCGUCACAUGAUCACACACUCUGAGAAGCGACCGUACACGUGUGAGAUAUGCAGCCGCUCCUUCAAGCGUCUGGACCAGGCCAUGGCCCACAAGAUCAUCCACAGCGAGGACAAGCCCUACAAGUGCAAGCUGUGUGGGAAGGAGUUUGCCCACCGCAACGUCUACAAGAACCACAAGAAGACCCACUCGGAGGAGAGACCGUUCCAGUGCGAGGAAUGCAAGGCUCUGUUCCGCACGCCAUUCUCACUGCAGAGACACCUCCUUAUUCACAACAGUGAGCGGACGUUUAAGUGUGACCAGUGUGACGCCACCUUCAAGAGGAAGGACACUCUAAAUGUCCACAUCCAGGUGGUCCACGACGGCCACAAGAAGUACAAGUGUGACCUGUGUGAGAAGGCCUUCGUCACCCCCUCGGUCCUCAAGAGCCAUAAGAAGACCCACACAGGAGAGAAGGAGAAGAUCUGCCCCUACUGUGGUCAGAAGUUUGCCAGCAACGGUACCUUGAGGGUCCACAUACGCAGCCACACAGGGGAGAGGCCGUACCAAUGCCCCUACUGUGACAAGGCCUUCAGCAAGAACGAUGGACUGAAGAUGCACAUCCGCACACACACAAGGGAAAAGCCCUACAAGUGUGCCCAGUGCAAUAAGGCCUUCAGUCAGAAGAGAGGUCUGGACGAGCACAUGCGGACACACACCGGAGAGAAGCCCUUCCAGUGUGACGUGUGUGACCUGUCCUUUAGCCUGAAGAAGAUGCUGAUCCGACACAAGCUCACCCACAACCCCAAUCGACCCAUGGCCGAGUGCCAGCUCUGCCACAAGAAGUUCACCAGGAACGAUUACCUCAAGGUGCACAUGGAGAACGUCCACGGAGAAACAGAUGGCUAGUAGCUGGGGAGCACGAACAUGUAAAGGAUGAACAUGCAUAAACUUGCAUAAACAUGUCGGAAAAAGGAGGACCACAGACGAAUCUGUAGGUUUUAUACACGACAAUUCCAUUCUAACUUUCAAAAGAAGGAAGUUUACUGCAUACUUUCUUGACAUUAUGCUCGUUUAUUUAGAGCGACCUGAGCGAACCUGAUGACGCACAGAGGCGAAACGCAUUGUUCGCUCUAAAUAAACGAGCAUGAAGUCAAGAAAGUGUGCGGUAAACUUCUUUCUUUUGAAGUAUUGAACACUCCUGUGUUUACCAGCACCUAGGAGCUGUGCAUGGAACUUUGAACUGUUGAAUAUCCAUUCUAUCUUUGUUAGGACCAAAUUGCUAUUGCAAAGGAGCUCCAAAGAAAUGAAGAGGGGCCAGUGAUGAUUCUACAACAUGGAAUCAAAAUGCGUUGACAUAAAGGCUUAGCAUAAUUUUUUUCUGUGGGAUAAGUGCAAUGUAAAUGUCAUCAAAGCCCCUUUUCACAAUGCAGAUGUGCCUUAAUGUUUUUUUGUUAUUUUAUUUUUUAAACUGUUCAAUGAAACUUCACUAAAAUGACAAAAGGGAAAUGGUAUACUGUACCCAUAAAAUACCAAAUAACAGCUGAAUUUCAAUCAUGUUACAGCUAGCCUGAUUAUCAUCGACUUUCAAAUCUCUUCGAGACUUGGUCUGACCUAGAGCAUAACAAUUAAUAUUUCCCAAACGGCAUUUCCCAAAUGGCCUCCCUUGGUUUGCUUAUGAUUGUUUGCCUCCCAACAAAGUGGGAGGAGUUUCUGAAUCAGAAAGUACUUGCAUUGACUCUUGACCUGACAUAUUAAUAAGUAAAUGAGGAGGAAGAUGUGAUGACUGGUGCUGCACACUUUUCUUCUUAACCUUUUUUUUUGACACAUCAUGUUUACUUUCAGUCAGUCUUUGAUACAGUGUUGAUCCAGUGUCACAUAAAUCGAAGGUCUGUUCGAUAAUUACAGUAAAUGCCUGGGCAUUCAUUUGGUAUUUUCUGUACUUAAUGGUCAACUAGUGAUUUUUUCCUGCACACCUCACCAGCAGGUGCAUUGGAGAUGACCCAUAGGUUGCGGAUCAGACAAAACUAUAACACACUUACUUACACACUGACCAUUUCUAUAGUAACUUUAUUCACAACGUUUCGUUCUAAGGCCUUCAGGUAAAUUUUAAGUGAUUGAAGGUAACCAAAACGUGAAUGAAGUUACUAGCGAAAUGGUCAGUCUGCGGGUGUUCUAUAGUUUUCUAUGGAUGCUACUUCAUGUUCUCUCAUACUUAACCAAUUAUUAUGUACUGUAUACACACCUGAAUGUGAAAGCUUGGGAAAAGCAAGAAUCAGAGAAUACUUAAUACAUUCUGUAUACAGCAUGUCCACUAUAUCUUUGUUAGGACUAAGUUGCUGUCACAAAAGCAAACCAAAGAAAUGUUUAGAAGAGACAAUCCUAUAUGAUCUAUGUUAAAACAACAACAACAGCAAAAUUGUGGAAACGCUAUGGCUUAAUGACCUGUGUAUUAAUUAUGUCAGAAAUGCCUACUAUGAGAAGAAUGCAAUAUUCUUGAUGCCAAUGUGCCUUAUUAUGUGUUUGUUAUUUUAUAGUCUAUUCAAUGAAAGGUUCACUAAAAUAACCAAAGGGAAAUGGUACUGUAUGUAUUCCCAUACUGUGUCUGUUAUAAUGUGCUGUGCAAGUGAACUGAAUGUGUGAAAGUGUGGUGUUUCGUGCUAGUAUGAAAGUCCCUCAGCAGGAUAUGUUGGUCACUUUAAAUACCAAAUGCCCACUACCAAAGCAUAUGGUGAGUCAACUGUUUUUAAAUGUUGUUACAUGUAUGUGUAGAAUCCACAGGAAGUUGAAGAGACCAAAAUGCCUGACACAUGCUGUCUGACCAGUAGAAAUACAUUUUACAAGUUUACAAUUUCACAAUCAAGUACAUCAACAUGCAAGCAUCACCAAUGUACUGUAUCUCUAACAGAGAACAAGCCAUUAGCAUUAUAGAAUUAUUGUUAUAACUUUUGUGUCAAUGUGAUGCUUUAUCUAUUUUACACACGGUGCUAUCACAUGGAGGUGAAUCAAUCUGUUCAGUAUUCUUUGUACAUUAAAUGAUUCAUACAUACUAUGCAUUCUUUACAUUCAAUACAAAGUGUUUUUGACUAAGGGUUUCCUUGGAGUAGAUGGAAUUAUGCAUGCCUCUAUGCUGCAUUUGAUGCAAGGUGAUGCAAGCCUGUAUUUUAGUAAAAGUAAAACAAACUUGUAUGUAAUUGCAAUGCUGAGGUCAUUUUUAUACAUGUUAUGAUUAUACAUAUUUUUGUACAUUACAACGUUGUUACAUGUCCAAGGAGUGUUGUUUACAGAGCGAGUUUGGCUAAACUACAGCGGAAAAAUUAAAUAUAUUUGCAGUCACACGCUGUGCUUUUUUUUCUGUUCAGAUGUACUUUCCGCGGUGGUUUUAAUUGCACCGUUUGAAAUGCUAAGAUUAA